Acanthopagrus latus (yellowfin seabream) is the source of this 3795-nucleotide messenger RNA. Its product is annotated as vesicular glutamate transporter 2.1-like. Lineage: Eukaryota; Metazoa; Chordata; Actinopteri; Spariformes; Sparidae. The transcript is spliced from 12 exons. Gene Ontology annotation, biological process: neurotransmitter loading into synaptic vesicle; regulation of synapse structure or activity; transmembrane transport. The record is from RefSeq and is a predicted model, not a curated record. Gene Ontology annotation, cellular component: excitatory synapse; synaptic vesicle membrane. The coding region runs from base 534 to 2279 and encodes 581 amino acids. Gene Ontology annotation, molecular function: neurotransmitter transmembrane transporter activity; L-glutamate transmembrane transporter activity.
GCUGACAGGUAGAUGAGCUGUGAGCUGUCCGCGGUGCUGAAGCCUCCUCCGGCUGCUGCCUCACCGGAGAUCCCCAUCUCAGAUCAGACCGGAGCUCCUCCAAAACCUGCAACCGGCUCAACAUCCAUAAUUUCUUCCCCGCCCCACCUCCAUUUCUCCAAGAACACUGAAAAAAAAAUCAACUUUUUUUUUUUUAAUUUCUCUUUUUUUUGUGGUUGAGUUUUUUUUGUUUUUUUUUUUUUAAAUCGCUGACAGGAUCUUAAGAUGGCACUGCAUGGAUUAACAUUGCGCAAGGCAGAAGCGGACUUAUUUGACUGCUGUUGGUUUGUGACUGUGGAAGCAGCCCUUUCAGACUGAACGCUCGCUCCAUUUUCCUCCUGAUCUUUUUUUUUUCCUCCCCAGGACAUCGAGACGUUUUUUUCUCAAAAGACCGAGGCGCGUUAUCUGGAUUAAUACCUUAACAAUAUGCUCUUUUAUGCGGCACUUCCAUUUGUUGUAGUGUUAUAGAAUUUGAAAAAAAGAGAGAAACAGAUAUGGAGCCAGGACAGGAGAAGGCUCUCCCCACCACUAAAGAGGGACUAAAACAAAUCGCAGGGAAGGCCCUCGGGAAGCUGUACAGGAGGCUGGAGAAGAAGCAGCAGACAGGUGAGCAGAUCGAGCUGACGGAGGAUGGCAGGCCGUCGGCGGAGCAGGAGCGGAAGGCGCCGCUGUGCGACUGCACGUGCUUCGGCGCCCCGCGCAGGUACAUCAUCGCGAUGCUCAGCGGCCUCGGCUUCUGCAUCUCCUUCGGCAUCCGGUGUAACUUGGGUGUGGCCAUCGUCAGCAUGGUCAAUAACCACACCGUCCACGAGAACGGCAAGAUCAUCAUCAAAGAGAAAGCAGUAUUCAACUGGGACCCAGAGACAGUGGGGAUGAUCCAUGGCUCCUUCUUCUGGGGCUACAUUGUCACCCAGAUUCCAGGAGGGUAUAUAUCCUCCAGACUGGCUGCUAACAGAGUUUUUGGGGCUGCCAUCGUGCUGACAUCCACCCUGAACAUGUUCAUUCCCUCUGCCGCCCGGGUGCACUACGGAUGUGUCAUCUUUGUGAGGAUAUUACAAGGGCUGGUGGAGGGAGUGACUUAUCCAGCCUGCCACGGGAUCUGGAGCAAAUGGGCCCCGCCGCUGGAGAGAAGUCGUCUGGCAACCAUCUCCUUCUGUGGAUCCUACGCUGGUGCGGUGAUAGCCAUGCCUCUGGCUGGGAUCCUGGUCCAGUACACAGGAUGGUCCUCUGUCUUCUACGUGUACGGAUGCUUUGGGAUAUUUUGGUACAUGUUCUGGAUCUUGGUGUCCUACGAGAGCCCGGCGGAGCACCCGACCAUCACUGACGAGGAGCGCCGGUACAUCGAGGAGAGCAUCGGUGAAAGUGCCCAGCUGAUGGGUGCAAUGGAAAAAUUCAAGACCCCGUGGAGGAAGUUCUUCACCUCCAUGCCUGUCUAUGCAAUCAUUGUGGCCAACUUCUGCAGGAGCUGGACCUUUUAUCUGCUCCUCAUCAGCCAGCCUGCAUACUUUGAAGAGGUGUUUGGCUUCGAAAUCAGCAAGGUUGGAAUAGUGUCAGCGCUGCCUCACUUGGUCAUGACCAUCAUCGUGCCCUUGGGGGGCCAGUUAGCGGACUACCUGCGGAUGCACAACAUCAUGUCCACCACCAUGGUCCGGAAAAUCAUGAACUGUGGAGGGUUCGGUAUGGAGGCCACUCUCUUAUUAGUCGUGGGUUAUUCUCACAGUAAGGGGGUGGCCAUCUCUUUCUUAGUUCUGGCGGUGGGUUUUAGCGGAUUUGCAAUAUCAGGUUUCAACGUCAACCAUCUAGACAUCGCCCCUCGCUACGCCAGCAUCCUCAUGGGCAUAUCCAAUGGUGUCGGGACCCUGUCAGGGAUGGUCUGCCCUCUAAUAGUGGGAGCCAUGACGAAGCACAAGACUCGAGAAGAGUGGCAGUACGUCUUCCUCAUCGCCUCCCUGGUGCAUUAUGGUGGCGUGGUGUUCUAUGGCAUCUUCGCGUCCGGGGAGAAACAGCCGUGGGCUGACCCCGAGGAAACCAGCGAUGAGAAAUGCGGCUUCAUCGACGAAGACGAGCUGGCUGAGGAGACCGGCGACAUCACGCAGGGUUACGGCGCCAUGGGCGGUCCGGCCAAGAGCUAUGGGGCCACCGCACAGCUCAACGGAGGUUGGGUGCAGGACUGGGAUAAGACGGAGGAGUACGUGCAGGAGCCGGUGGGAAAGAUUUAUUCUGAGCGCGGCUACUCUUAAACCAGACAGCUGCGGUGAGUCUGCGUGCAGACACAGACUCGCCGCAUCACAGAUUGCACAAAUAAGCAUCAUCUUAGAUAUUUAAAUCCAUUCUGUGUAUUCAAGUAAAAAAACGGUUACUAGUUUCAAAAAGCCAGUGUAAAGAAAUAGUUCAUUGCAAUGCAGAACAAUCGUCAUUAGAUCUCACACGUGUCUCAUCACAUCUACCUACUGUAGGGCUUCACUACACAGAGAGCAGCUGCAAAGACAACUGCAGGCCUAUGUUGUACUCCUUAGGCACCCAAACCUCAUCAAUCUACUUGAACAACAUGAGCCAGACGACACUGCAGUUGACCAUCAUAUAGGGUCUUUCUCUGAAAUACCACUCUGAUUGCACUGAAACUAUAAGUAUUCAAAAACAAGAUUCUAUUCUGUUUCUCAAAUGUGUUUUAUGUACUGUAUAUACCUGUAUACUGUUUCUGUGAGACUAUUGUGGAUUUUGGGUCGUUGAUCUGUGUUAACAUUACUAUAAAAGGCCAUAUUUUUCAUGGACAGUACCUUUUCAGGGAGAUGUCUGCUUGCAAAAAAGGCCUUCUUCUUUCUCAAGCGAGGGGGCCUAUAAUACACUAUGACAAAAAUAGCGUGAGUGAAGUGGAAACCGUAGACUUUUAGUGUGUGUUUGUUGCAUGAAUUUGCUCAGAUCAAUGUUUCAGAUGCAGCCGCCGCCUCACAAGUCAUUGAUAGUCCUCAUUCAGCCUGCUGCUUCGUUCUUAGAUAAGUGUCUUCUGCCAUAAUAGAUGAUAAAAGCAAACUCUCAUAAUCAGGUUUUCCAGUCGUGAUGUGAGACAAAUCAAAAAAGUUUCGGAGGCGGUUGCUCAGAAGACAUUUUUAUUGAUGUUUGGUGUGCACUGCAAUAAAUUCUGUGUACCAGCCACCACCCAUCACACUCUGUUUUGUAAUGUAACGCUGGCUUGUUGUAUCUAACUGUAAUUGUUUUGGAGUCAUGUGAUGAUCAACAUUAAGGUGUGUGUUUUAACAAAUUACUAGUGUCUGGAGAAUCCAGCUUUAGUGCUCAUGAUGCAGGACGUAUUGUUGCAUUUUGACAGCGGGGAAUGCAGUACUGUAUGUGAACAACCAGGUUUUUUUUUUUCGUGAUCUCUUGGUGUUUCUCGGUUGUUCUCAUCGUCACCAAAAGUACUUUAUUGACACUUUGAUAUUGUCACGUUAGAGUGGACCACAUGAAUUAAUAUAGAUGGCUCUUCCACCUGACUUUAUUUGCUCUUUGAACACUUUUUCUUCAUUUGCUGUAUGGAAUCUGCAAGGAUGUUUUAAAAAAAUAAUAUAUGAAUAUAUAAGAAUGUUUAACAUGACCAAAAGAUGCUAUUACGGCUUUGUGCCUGAGAUUUAUGUAAAACAGAUUAAAUGUGAUUUUAUGGCUUCUAAUAUUGUGUUUAAUGAAGAGGUAUGUUGAUGUCAAAAAGUGUUAUAAAAAAAAAAAUACUCAUAUCAUUUUAUAUAAACAAACAACCAAAAGUCA